Bubalus bubalis (water buffalo) is the source of this 3041-nucleotide messenger RNA. RefSeq names its product sperm-tail PG-rich repeat containing 3 (gene STPG3). Gene Ontology annotation, cellular component: cytoskeleton. NCBI's taxonomy places the organism in Eukaryota, Metazoa, Chordata, Mammalia, Artiodactyla, Bovidae. The coding region runs from base 2162 to 2908 and encodes 248 amino acids. The transcript is spliced from 6 exons. The record is from RefSeq and is a predicted model, not a curated record.
UGCGCCCGUAGGUGUCCCCCACCCGGUAGCGCAGCUGCGGGUAGAAGCCGGCAUAGCUGCAGAGGCGAGAGGGCGAGGCCGGGCCCCACCAGCAGGUGUGGACCUGGCCUGUGGGCCGCAGACGAGAGCCUCCACCCGCCUGCAGAGCGCGGUCACGGCAGCCCCGCCAUCGGGCUCUGGGGCUCGAGUGGGCAGCUCAGGCCAAGCACCGAGAACAGGCCUGGCCAGUGGGAGGGGAGCUGCGUCGUCCUCCCCGCUGUCUGCCAGCCAUUUUCCAGCAAGGGUGGAAAGAUGAGAGAAUGGGGAGCUCUGCCCCCCAAAGCAUGGCAGGGAGGAGACGGGCUGGGCCUUGGGCUGAGGCACAGGGGAGCUGGCAGGAUACGGGGAGGGUGUGGGAGGACGCUGCUGGUGGGGGAGGUUCAGGCCUGUGGGGAAGUGGCGUGGGCGCCACGGCGGAGCCCUGAGGAAUGGCCUGUGUGACAGCAAGGGGUGUGCGCUGUUUUCUUUUUAAAACUUGCCUGGUGGCACGGUGCAGGGGGCACGGGCUCAGUCCCUGGUCGGGGAAGAUUCCACGUGCCACGAAGCAACCCACAACCACUGAGCCUGCCCGCUGCAGCUCCUGAAGCCUGUGCACCUAGAGCCUCUGCUCUGCCAGACAGCACUGCGCUGAGCAGCCGGGCACUGCCAUGGAGAGGGGCCUCCGCUCGCCACGGCCAGGGGGAGCCCCUGCGCCGAGCCCAGCGUGGCCGGAAGUAACAAAUACUAACACACAUAUAUAUAAAACAAAGUCUAUCAAAAAGAGCCUGCUCAAGUGAAUGCAGGUCAGUCCACGAGCUGAGCGAGACUGAGCCUGAAGGGCAGGGCCUCUUCAGUGUCACCAGGGUUGGUUCUGUUCUUACCAGCCUUUUUUUUGCGUGUGGUCUGAGUGUGUGUCAGUGUGCACACUGCGUCAGUGAGGAGGCCCAUUUCUGUUUAUUUUUGGUCUUGCUGUGUGGCAGGCAGGAUCCUAGUUCCCCAACCAGGAAUCGAACCUGUGCCCCCUGCAGCGGAAGCUCGGUCUUAACAGCUGGACCCCCAGAGAACUCCCCGUUUCUGUUUUUGACGUGGGGACACCUAGCAAGGCGGCCUGAAGGCCAUGCCCAUCAGUUCACUCUGGGAGCUCAUGUCCUCUUUAUUUUUUUAAUUUAUUUUUUCAUGUUUUGGGGGCACAAGGCAUGCAAGGUCUUAGUUUCUGGGCCAGGGAUCGAAUCCUUGCUCCCUGCGGUGGACGCAGAGUCUCUAACCCCUGGACCUCCAGGGCUGUCCCAGCUCAGCUCUUCUUUAAAGCAGGAUGCACUCUGGAGGGAGAGGCCAGCACCCCCAGCUGUCAUGCUGACCCCAGCCUCUGCUCUCCGCAGACGUGCGCCCACCUGGCACGGCUGCACCGGCAGGGUGGGCCGGCCAGGCCCCCGCAAACCUGCCCCAGCCCUCCUGCCUGGCCUGCAGCCUCACCCCGCUCCCCGGGCACCCCGGUUCCCAGCUCCCGCCCAAGAGCCCCCCGCUCCGGCCUCAGCUUCCUGGAGACCCAGUUCUGGGAUCCCCUCAGGGCCCUGGCUGUGCUGCGCCGCCCCCGGGGACCCAGGCCCGGCCCAGGCCUGUGGCGCUUACCCAGGGAUGUAGUGAGGUUCUGGCGAGAAGAGGUUGUGCUUCUGAGGGGCUGUCAUCGCGCCUCAGUUCUGCGGGGCUGCCUCCAGCCCCACGCCUGUGCCUGCCACCAUCCAGAGAGGAGCCCUGUUGCCUGGCAACCAUUGUGAGGAGGCCUGACUGCUGGGCUGCCCUGCCCGCACCGGUGAGCACUCCCCCCUCAAGGCGGGGCCACAGACUGGGGCUGUCACACUGGGGACCUAGCACUUGGAGAACAGGAGCCCCAGUGGCAGCCCAGGCAGCCCCACUGGGCAGUGAGGGGCAGGCCUGGGCCAGGACGCUCACAACCCGCAGGAGGCCAGGAGCCUGGUGAAAAACAGCCCCUCGGGGUGAGGCCAACUGAGCCCCCCACCCUGAGCCCCCUCCUCAGACACGAGGCGCUGGCCACUCUGGAGGCACCGCCGUGAGGUUCAGCAGGCUCCAUGCUGCUGUGCUGUUGUCGGGCCUGGAACUAGGGCUGGGGGCCACCUGGGAGGAGAUGUGGCCCCCAGCAGUGCAGGAGCUCCAGGUGGGGCUCAGGACGCAAACCAGCCCCCUCCAGGAGCCCCUCACUCGGAACCUGAGGGGGCUGUGGCUGGAGCAACGCCCGCCCAUCACGACCGACCUGCAUGUUCCCGGCCCCACCAAGUAUCAGGUGCCAGACGCGUCGCUGCGAGAGUCCUCCCCACACCCCCACUUCAGCAUCAGCCGCAGGCACCCCACCCAUGAGGGCGGAGGCCGCAGGGCGUGGCAGACUGUGUGGUUCCAGAGUGAAAACCCCUUCACCCAGAAAACUGACUUCAACCGAGAGCAGAAGUGGCCAUCGCCUGCCGACUACCAGCUGUCCAGCCCGCCUGCCUGCCCAGCCUUCAGCUUCAGGGGCCGCCCUGCGUCCAGGCCGCCUGAGGCCCGAGCCCGCCAGGGGGUGCUGCAGGGCGGGGGCGCAGGGCCCCGGGCCCAGCCCCUCCUGCAGGCCCCUCCGCCCACAGGGGACGAGACAGGGCCUGGCCCCAGCACCUACAACAUCCUUCCGGGCUGCCGUCUGAAGGGCCCAUGCCCACCCGCCUUCUCCAUGGGCCGCUCGCCCCUGCUGGCCUCCUGGGUGGGCUCCUCCUGCACCCCAGGCCCGGCCGCCUACGAUGUGGAGGACUGCUAUAGCUCACGGUUCCCCUCAGCACCCGGGGUGGUCAUCCAAGGCGUGCGGAGGCCCAAGCGCCACGACACUGGCCCCUUCUGUGCGCUCUAGAGCCCGUGGGGUGCACCCGGCCUGCCGGGUCAGCACAUGAAACCCUGCCCCCCGGGGGCCUUGCUGGGCCUCCCUCUGGAACUCAGUGCCCCCCACCCCCGGCCUGGCCUUCUGACUCUCUGGGCACCUCUGA